AAGAGGCGGCCAGUCGAGGUUUAAUGUCCGCCAUGUUGGCCGUGGCGUACUGAGCAGACCAGGAGCGGCGAGGAGAGAAACCGGCACCCUAGCCUGGCCGCGCCACCCGGCGCCGCUGGGACCCGCCUCGGAGCGAGCCCCGCCCCGCCGCGGGAGCCCCGGUACCUCCAUGAGAGCUCUCGGCGGGGUCCGGCUCUCAGCUCGGAGCGCUCUCGCUGCCUCCCCCCCCUUUGCCGGAGCAGCAGCAGCCGCCAUAGCAGUUGCAGCCGACGACUAACAUGAGCAAACUGUCGUUCCGGGCCCGGGCGUUGGACGCGUCUAAGCCGCUUCCCGUCUUCCGCUGCGAGGACUUGCCCGACCUGGCCGAGUAUGCCUCGAUCAACCGUGCCGUGCCGCAAAUGCCCACGGGCAUGGAGAAGGAAGAGGAGUCGGAACAUCAUCUCCAGCGGGCCAUUUCAGCACAGCAAGUAUAUGGAGAGAAACGGGAUAAUAUGGUUAUACCAGUCCCAGAAGCAGAAAGUAAUAUUGCCUAUUAUGAAUCAAUAUACCCUGGAGAAUUUAAAAUGCCAAAGCAGCUUAUUCACAUACAGCCUUUUAGUUUGGAUGUUGAGCAACCAGAUUAUGAUUUGGAUUCAGAAGAUGAGGCCUUUGUGAAUAAGCUGAGGAAAAAAAUAGAUAUUUCUCCAUUGCAAUUUGAAGAAAUGAUAGUUCAGCUUGAAAAAGGAAGUGGUCAGCAGCCAGUCAGCCUACAGGAAGCCAAACUACUCUUGAAGGAAGAUGAUGAACUGAUUAGAGAAAUAUACCAGUACUGGAUUAAAAAGAGAAAAAACUGUCAAGGUCUUAUCUCAGUAGUGAAACAGGAGAAGCGUGAUGGUUCCAGCACAAAUGAUCCUUAUGUUGCAUUUAGAAGGCGAACAGAAAAGAUGCAGACUCGAAAAAAUCGAAAGAAUGAUGAAACUUCUUACGAAAAAAUGCUUAAACUGAGGCGGGAUUUGAGUCGUGCAGUAACAAUUCUAGAGAUGAUAAAGAGAAGGGAAAAAAGCAAGAGAGAGUUGCUGCAUUUAACGUUGGAAAUUAUGGAAAAGAGAUAUAAGUUGGGUGAUUAUAAUGGAGAGAUCAUGUCUGAAGUAAUGGUACAUCGACAGCCUAUGAAGCCUACUUAUACUAUUCCUGUUGGAAUAGUUCCUAAUAGCACUCAGUUUAAACACCAGGAAAAUAUAGAAUUGAAGGAAUUUAAAAUAAACAAGCAAGAGAAAGCGGAAGCUAUACGGCCGAAGAGAAAAUACGAGAAGAAGCCCAAAAUUGUUCCUUCAUCGGCUGCUAUUGCUUCUCAGCAGACAGUUCCUGCUUCACUGCCAAUCUUUAAUGCUAAAGAUAUGAAUCAGUACGACUUUCCCAGCUCUGAUGAAGAUCCUCUUUCUCAAAUCUUUUCUGGCUCUUCUGAAACUGAGGAAGAAAAUGAUCCUGAUGGGCCAUUUGCUUUCCGUAGGAAAACAGGCUGUCAGUAUAACGCUCCUCAUUUAGACCAAACUGGUGACUGGCCUUGGAAUACUCCUAAAGGGGGAACAUUAGGAGAUGAGCGGUAUAGAUAUUGCUUGACCACCCUUACUAGGCCGCAAAAGUGCAUUGGGUUUUCACGUAGACGGGUUGGACGUGGUGGAAGAGUGCUCCUGGACCGAGCAUAUUCAGAGAAUAACAGUGCAUUUUGCCAGCUGGAUUCAGAAACACCUUCCUCACAACUACACUCUUCAGUCAAUCAAAUUGCCAAUACCUCAGAAACAAAUACCUCGGAUAGAUAUUUAUCUAAAGACCUCAGUCAGAUACUAGUCGAUAUCAAAUCACGUAGAUGGCGUCAUUUUAGGCCUCGGACACCAUCCCUACAUGAUGGUGACAAUGGUGAACUUUCAUAUAGGAAAUUGCACAGGAGUGUUAAUCGAGCAGGCACAGCACAACCUGGGAACCAGACAUGCAGUACCUCUAAUCAAAGUAAAGAUAGCAGUGGUGCAGCACAUUUUGCAUUUACAGCCGAACAAUACCAGCAUCAUCAACAACAACUGGCACUAAUGCAGAAGCAACAGCUUAGAAAUCAGGGAAACAAAGAUUAUGACAACAGUUACAGAUGGACAUGA
Molecule: messenger RNA, 2129 nt
Organism: Thamnophis sirtalis
Lineage: Eukaryota; Metazoa; Chordata; Lepidosauria; Squamata; Natricidae
Source: RefSeq, a predicted model, not a curated record